AUGUCAGCCGGGACAGUGGUCAUCGCAGGUGGAAUUCUGGCUACAGUCAUCUUACUGACCAUCGUCGCUGUACUGUGUUUAUGUAGGUUGCAGUAUUACUGCUGUAAGAGGGAGGAGUCUGAGAAGGGGGAAGAGGAGGAACCAGAGCUCGCCACCAUGUCGCCGUUCCGCCCCCUGGCUCUGUCCGCUCCUCCGACGCCUCCGACGCCGGAGCACUACAGCGACGAGCCCGAGAACUACACCCCCACCUUCCUCACCGAAGCCAACGGGCCCGCCAGCUUCUCGCCGACCCCUCCGCCGCGCCGGUGCCACCGUCCGCACGCCUUCUGCCCGUCGUGCGCCCGCUGCUCGCUGCCCUUCUACCUGCAGCACCCGGAGCGGCUGUGCAACGGCGGCCGCAGGAUCAGCUACAGGACUGUACAGCAGCAGGACCUGGAGCUGCCCAUGGACCUCGCCAGCUUCUAUCAGAAGCUCAACCUGAUCCGCUCGUACACCAUGAGGGAGGUGGUCACCAGCAGCGUCAGCACCGACGUGUAG
Messenger RNA from Scomber japonicus (chub mackerel), 537 nucleotides. RefSeq names its product protein FAM163B (gene fam163b). Lineage: Eukaryota; Metazoa; Chordata; Actinopteri; Scombriformes; Scombridae. The coding region runs from base 1 to 537 and encodes 178 amino acids. The record is from RefSeq and is a predicted model, not a curated record. The transcript is spliced from 2 exons.